GGAAGGAGGGGCUUAGCUUCGGCCGCCAUUCUAAGGCAGCCACCCCCACCCCCACCCCCACCGCAACAGCCAGCUAAGACGCUAGGAGUCUCCAGCUGCCGGCCUCAGCUGGUGCACUAGUACCGCAGUCCCAGCACCUUGCCUGGAACCCCGUCACCCCGCAGGAUGGGGCAAGGACAGGUCAUCUUCAAGCCAAGGGUAGAGCAGGUUCACUGCCACCUCCAACCCCCUUUUCCUGGAUCUUACAGCCAGGCUAGGGAACGUCGAACCCAGUGGGGCCUCAGAUCGUUCCUUGUCCGGAACAGAAUCUCUGCGGAACCGCCAGACAGACACAGAGCUACUGCUGCGGAUACUGGCUUCUUGGGGCCAAGGCCUCAACAUGCAGGAAUUUCCAGCACACGUUUUUGGAGAACAUCCCGACCUUUUCUCCUCCCCAGGAAGAUGCUGCAGACGUGCCCGCCAUCCCAGGUCUCGAAGAGCUCUUUAGGCAAACCUCGGGCACCCGGGCCACACCCACCGGCCGGCCCACUCUCCUCGCACAUCCCCCAACCUGCCGGCCUAAGGGGAAUGGUUCCCUUCCCUGACCACAUGGUAGCCCUUUCUCCCAUCCAGCCCUUUCUCCCACACCACCCCGACAGAAAAAUUCAUCCAUCCUCCCAGAACAGUACCCCGGCACACGGCACCUCUCACCUGAGUAUCGAACCCGUUUUCCACCGAGCCGCUCUUCCGCAGCGGGAGCCCCUCCCCCGCUGGCUCCUGCAGCCCCUGCAGCACCUGCGAUUUCAGGGGGAUCUGGCUAGGAUAGGUGGUCUUGCUCACCUCCACCUUGCUUCCCAACUUCAGGUAGCAGGGCUGGGGGCCGGCCCGGGCCGGGGGCACGUGCAGGAUGGGCGCGGCGCUGUGCACGGGUUUGGGCAGUCCCGACUUCAUUUUGGAGGCGACCAGGAUGGCCGGCAUCUUCUCCCGGGGCUUGGGCUUUCCCAGCACGUCCCUGGCAGCGGCGGCGGGGGCGACCGCUAAAGGCAGCGCGGGUAGCAGAGCAGGCGCCGGGCCUUAGCCCACGAGGCGCCCACCAGCAGCAACUAAAAAAAAAUCCCCAGGUCGGGGAACUCGAAGCAAUCGGGCGAGCGCGCCUUUGGGGUGCCGGGAUGGGAAUGGGGGACUGGCCACGGCGCUCAGCGGGUCCCACCUGGACGGAUGCUGCAGCCGGGUCUCACACCUCUCCUGGGUGGCCUUUCAAGAGCUCUGGGCGCUCAGGGGCUGCCGCCUCUUGCAAAUUUCCUCCUGGGAAACAGAGGCUUGGACGCCCAUAUUAACUUGUCACUGCAUCUCCGAAGUGAGGAGGCCCCUUUGGAAGAGACAGAGGCGGCGGCAACCCACGAGUCCCGCUCCGGAGGCUACGGGUCUGAGCCGGCGAGGGAAAGAGCUAGCAGCCAAGGAAGGAAAGGAGAGAGCAGCGAAGGAGAGAAGGGCGCACGGGUCCCAAGACGUCUCCACCGAGAGGCAGCUGCCGCCCAGCUCGCGAGCACCGCAGUGUCACCCGCGACGCAGCAGAGGCGCGGCGAGAGCCCCCGAAAGGUCUCUCUUGGCGUGACCGUCACCGCUGCCCAGAAGGCCCCCGGACUGAGAACACCUUAGCGCCUGCGGGUCUGCACAUGCUCCGUGAGCUAGAGCGCAGCAAGGCUGUGGCCGUGGGGCGCGGGCGCUGAGACGCGCGGCUGGCGCGCCGGGCAGGGCUGCGCUCGGGAGCUGCCGCCGCGCUUCCCGGGAAGGCUGCGCUGGCUGCGGGGCUCAGCGCAGGGGAGGACAGGCUGCGGCCGGCGCGGCUGCGGCGCGCGCUGACAGCCGGGGCCGCCCCGGCGCGCCCAUUGGUCCACGGUGCACCAAUCAGCGGCCGCGGCUCUCACUGCAAAGAGGGCGUGGCCUCAACUCUGGCAGCCGCCGAAACUCUGGGGCCGCGCUUGGCCGCGAGUACAAAGCCGGCUGGUGGCCGCUCUGCGGCACUGCUCCGGCCGCGCGCCUCCCGGGGGGCCCACACCCCCGCGUCCCUGAAACCCUUAUUUUGAAAAAUGCCCUUUCGAACGCAAUCGCCCGCCCCAGAGCCACGCGGGCACGGCUCGAGGGAAGUUUGUUUCCUUUUUCAAAUUGCUCCGGUCACCUUAACGGUUUGAGUCUUCCGGAGUCACGCCCGCAGCCUCGCUGCCCCCAUCUGGCUUGGGCAGGGCCGAAGCUCGUCUCCCGCGUUAAGAGCGCGCCAGCCAUUUCUCUGCCUGCUCUUCCAGGCGGGCCGGGCGGGGGGCCUCCCAACGGCUUCCUCUCCAGUUUUCAAAGGCUGCACAUUUCACUUAACUAUUUGAAGUAUUUAUAGGCAAAUACAAUACGCAGGGAAGCUUCCCGCCCCAAGACAGCUCCUCCACGCAACCUACCACAGACUCUGUAAUUAGAGUGGCCUGAGGAAGCCGGGAGAGGCUUCAUGACCCCGGCAGGCUCUGGCCAAACCUUGCUGCGUUUCAUGGAGCCCCUCCCUGUCCGCGCCUGGGACGCACUGGCCCCAACAGGUUCAUCGACUCGAAUUCGCUGUUUGGGUUGCUCUGUGGUUUCCUCGCUGACUCAAAGUGUAUGAGAGUAAGAAGGAAACUGAGAGAUGAUCAGGCAGGUCAGACUUCGCGAUUUAUGAAUGAGGAGCCUCCCAUCCCGUAGAACUGCUUGUAUUAGAAUUGAGCAAGUUCUUUAAGCUUACAUGCAUCCUUAUGAAGCUGUUUUCACAUGUAGUAAGGUGGAAGUUUGACUACAUUUACCUAAUGAGCUGUUGUUUGGAUUAAAUGAGAUGGUUGGUGCAUGACAGUCAUUUAGCACAAGUACCUGGCAAUGUAGGAGACCAAUAAAAGCUGGGUUUUAUUUUCCCUGUUGUUGAAUUACUGCUGCUUUCCCCCAAAGUCAUCUCUGUUAAUAAACUAUUUGUCUUUCUUCUUUGUUUCCAGGAUACAGGUUUUCACUUUGUGCCCGCCCUAUAGCCUAAUCUUCAGUGCUGCUAGCAUUGAUUUAGAAUAACUCAGACGCUAUUAACUGAAUAUGUCCCCCUGGAAUUCAUGUUAAACCCCUAAUUCCCCAUGUGAUGGUAUUAGGAGGUGGGGAACUUUAGGAGGUAAUAAGGUGAAGACAGUGGAGCUCUCAUGAUAGGAUUAGCACCCUUAUUAGAAGAGACAGGAGAGAGAUGCUUUCUUUCUGCCUUGUGAGGACACGGAAGGCAGUCUUCUGUGGACCAGUAAGAGGGCCCUUACCAAGAACCUGAUACCAUGUUGACAUCCUAGUCUCAGACUUCCAGCCUCUGGUACUGCAAGAAAUAAAUGUUUGUUGUUUAAGCCAUCCUGUUUAUGGCAUUUUGUUAUAGUGGCCCAAAGUAACAAAGAUCUCAGACCAGAGGAAACAUCAAAGUCUUAACCUCUGAAGCAUUAAGAAAUGAGAAGGCACCUUCUUAGCCAUUCUAGGUAGCAACUUUCUACUCUAGUUAGGCUGAAAUGUACAGUCCUGUCUAUGUCUGUUUCAGUUAUCUUCUCUCUCUCUGAAAUCAAGUCACACAUGAUCCAUGCUAUUAACACUUUGCCCUUUGCCAUCUGAUGCCACCUCCCUUACUGUUGUCUACCAUUAUUUAACUGUUAUUUAUUGUUUCAUGCAUUCGUUUUCUUCUUAGAGAAUAAACUUCUUGGAAUUAGGA
This is a messenger RNA of Rhinopithecus roxellana (golden snub-nosed monkey), 3715 nucleotides long. RefSeq lists its product as uncharacterized. The record is from RefSeq and is a predicted model, not a curated record. Lineage: Eukaryota; Metazoa; Chordata; Mammalia; Primates; Cercopithecidae. The transcript has a single exon. Bases 1198 to 1638 code for a protein of 146 amino acids.